CGAGUCCUUCUUCCUCUCGUCUGAGUCCAAGCGCAUCUCGGAGCCCCUCGACAUCCCCCUCCCGCUCUCCCUGAGUCGGCGCCCAGCUGUAGGGUGUGCCGGCAGCGUGGUCGGGAGGCUGGCAACACACGUGGGUGGCCGAGACGUCUAGAAGCGAUGCAAGGGCGAGUGGGACCGAAGGGAAUCCGGGUUUGUCUAGGGAUGCGACGAAGUCAUACGGAAGCGUCUCCUCAUUGAUGGAGAUGGUGCUGGAGAUGAUCGGAGAAUUAAUCUGCUAGUGAAGAGUUUCAUUAAAUGGUGCAACUCUGGGUCCCAGGAAGAAGGAUAUAGCCAGUACCAGCGUAUGCUGAGCACACUGUCUCAAUGUGAAUUUUCAAUGGGCAAAACUUUACUAGUAUAUGAUAUGAAUCUCAGAGAAAUGGAAAAUUAUGAAAAAAUUUACAAGGAAAUAGAAUGUAGCAUUGCUGGAGCACAUGAAAAAAUUGCUGAGUGCAAAAAGCAAAUUCUUCAAGCAAAACGAAUACGAAAAAAUCGCCAAGAAUAUGAUGCUUUGGCAAAAGUGAUCCAGCAUCAUCCAGACAGGCAUGAGACAUUAAAGGAACUAGAAGCUCUGGGAAAAGAAUUAGAGCAUCUUUCACAUAUUAAAGAAAGUGUCGAAGAUAAGCUGGAAUUGAGACGGAAACAGUUUCAUGUUCUUCUUAGUACCAUCCAUGAACUUCAGCAAACAUUGGAAAAUGAUGAAAAACUCUCAGAGGUAGAAGAAGCUCAGGACGCAAGCAUGGAAACAGAUCCUAAGCCAUAGAUAGGCUAAUUGCCCACCAUUCCCAGGAAUAUUGAAAUAGCUGCAUGAACAUAAUGUGUUUAAAAUGUGGUGUGCUCUUGAGAUAUUUAAAGUUUUGGCAGUACCAUAUGCUGUUUUGAAAUAUGAAUGUACAUUUCAUUCAUAUUUCCUUACACAAAGGAAAAUGACUUUAGUAUAGAUUUUUUUAUUAAAAGGCAUUUUUUAUUCUUAAAAGGUAGGAAGCAACAUCGAAAUAUGCUUAAUAAAAUGCUUUUAAGCUGGAUAUGUUUGUGCUCGUUAAUAUUCUAGGUAGUUUUUAACUGGUUACAUUGAUUGGUUUACAAAAUAAGUUGAAGAUUGUUAGAAGUUGGCAUUUCUAGGAUGUACAUGGGAAAAUGGGCCAAUUUCUAGAAAUAAUCACACUUCUGAAAACAGAGUCUAUGAAGAGGCUUUAGGAGGGCCAUGAACCUGUGAAAUUACAUGCAAAAUGUUUGUGGCAUAUGCUUAUUAUGGGGAAAGGUUUCAUGCUGUUAAAAGUCACUGGCAUGAGAGGUAAUUAUAAGAUGCAAAGUAAAAUAAUAUGCCUUGCUUUCUAUA
Molecule: messenger RNA, 1378 nt
Organism: Callithrix jacchus (white-tufted-ear marmoset)
Lineage: Eukaryota; Metazoa; Chordata; Mammalia; Primates; Cebidae
Gene: THOC7
Product: THO complex subunit 7
Biological process (GO): mRNA processing; mRNA export from nucleus
Cellular component (GO): THO complex part of transcription export complex
Source: RefSeq, a predicted model, not a curated record